Messenger RNA from Bemisia tabaci, 1470 nucleotides. NCBI's taxonomy places the organism in Eukaryota, Metazoa, Arthropoda, Insecta, Hemiptera, Aleyrodidae. The record is from RefSeq and is a predicted model, not a curated record.
AUGAUAUUAAAAUCUACUCCUCAUCGCCGGGUGAGCUUAAAAUCUUGCUGGGUGUUGUCCGCUGAUAUUUGUAUGGAGUUCGGGUUGGAGAAGUGCAGAGUUCUGAAUAUAUAUCACGGAAAGGUGGUGGGAGAGGAAGAAGAUCAGACUCUCUAUGGUACAAUUGUCGAACAAAUGGAUGAAAAUGAUUCCUACAAAUACCUAGGAUUCCAACAGAAUCGCGGACUAAACCAUAGGGACAUUAAGCAAAUGGUUCAACAGCAUUUUGAGCAGCGUCUCAGGGUCUUGUUACGCUCUAGACUGAACUCAAGAAAUCUGUUUAAGGCUAUUAAUACUUUUGCUGUGCCAGUCUUGACAUACUCUUUCGGAAUUAUCAAAUGGACCACCACUGAUCUGGAGAAUAUCAACAUUAAAACCAGAGUGUUGUUGACUAAAAGCCGGAAGUUACACCCCAAAUCCUGUAAAGAGAGAGUGACUCUCGGUCGGGAAGUAGGCGGAAGAGGUCUACUGGAUAUCCACGAGUUGUGCAAUCGUCAAGUUCAUGAUCUCAGGACGUAUUUUACAAACAGAGAACACCCUUUACAUCAGGCAAUCGUUUGCACGGAUAGGAACUUUACACCUUUGAAUUUGGCUUCGCAGGGAGCUGCGUAUCCACCAUUUCACACGGAUGAGGAGAAGGAGACCAUCUGGGCAUCUAAAGAGUUGCACGGAAGACACUAUAGUCAGAUCCACCAAGAUCAUAUCUCCAAGAGCCUGUCUUACAAAUUUCUUCAGAGCGGGCAGUUGUUUCCGGAAACGGAGGGCUUUAUACUCGCCAUCCAGGAUCAAGUCAUUCGUACAAGAAACUAUAGGAAAUUCGUCAUUAAAGAUGGGACCGUUGAUGACUCAUGCAGGAAGUGUCAUUUAUGUCCUGAAACGAUUGAUCACAUCACAGCAGGUUGCAGACUCCUAGCUGGUACCGAAUACACCGGGAGACAUAACUCAGUAGCCAAAAUAAUCCACCAAGGGCUUUCAUUACAUCGUAACCUGUUGGACAAUAUGCCUCCGUAUUAUGAAUAUAAUCCUGAGUCAGUGCUGGAAAAUGAUGCCUAUAAAUUAUAUUGGGACUUUACCAUCUAUACCGACAAAACUAUCCCGCACAAUAGGACAGAUAUGGUCCUUCUAGAUAAAAAUCAGGGCAUUGCUCACCUAAUGGAUAUCUCAGUCCCUGCUGACGCCAAUGUAGAUGCUAAGUAUAGAGAUAAGAUCGAAAAGUAUCUGCCCUUAGCAACUGAAAUACAACGACUGUGGAAGCUUAAAGAAGUAAUUAUUGUACCAUUUAUAAUAUCCGUCACGGGGAUCACUCCUCAUUCUUUCCCGAGACAUCUGAAGCAGCUCCACUUAGGUGAAAACGUUCACACCCAAAGCCAGAAAGCUGUUAUCCUGCACACCUGUAAUAUCACUAGAUCUUUCCUAAACUCAGGGCAGUGA